Carcharodon carcharias (great white shark) is the source of this 2104-nucleotide messenger RNA. Its product is annotated as kelch domain-containing protein 1. NCBI's taxonomy places the organism in Eukaryota, Metazoa, Chordata, Chondrichthyes, Lamniformes, Lamnidae. The record is from RefSeq and is a predicted model, not a curated record. Gene Ontology annotation, molecular function: protein binding. Bases 36 to 1076 code for a protein of 346 amino acids. The transcript is spliced from 13 exons.
CCGGAUGGGACAUUGGAGCGGACUGAGGGGCGGAAAUGGCUGAUUCCGGAAUUAACAGGGUGGCAGAGGAGAGAAGCGGUCACUGUGCGGUUCUCGAUGACAACUAUCUGUAUGUGUGGGGUGGCUAUGUGACGUAUGAAAAUAAUGAAGUUUAUUUACCAAAUGAUGAAAUCUGGGUUUAUGAAAUAGAAAGUGGUGUAUGGCAGAGGCAACCGAUGAAAGGAGAGCUCCCUCGUCCUAUGUCGGGAAGCUGUGCAGCUUGUCUGAAUGGUGUCAUGUAUAUUUUUGGAGGAUAUGAUGACCUAGGAUAUAGUAAUGAACUGUAUUGUGUUAAUUUGCAAGUAAAGGAUGACAUAUUUACUUGGAAGAAACUCAAUAAUUAUCAAGGAAAUCCUCCUACACCAAGAGACAAACUUUCAUGUUGGGUAUACAAAGACAGGUUGAUUUUUUUUGGCGGCUAUGGAUGCAAGAAAAUCAGUGAAUUAAAUGAUUCAUUUGACGUGAAUGAAGCAUCCUGGGAAGAAGAGAUGUUCUGGGGAUGGAAUUAUGACAUUCAUGUCUUUGACCCCAGUAUGAAUGUCUGGUACCAGCCAGCAACUAAAGGAAUGCCACCUCGCCCUCGAGCAGCACACGCAUGUGCCACACUGGGAAAUAAAGGCUUUUUAUUUGGAGGAAGGAUACUGGAAACAAGAAUUGAUGAUUUACACUGCUUGAACUUAGAUACGUGGACUUGGUCAGGCGAAAUUACUGUUAAAGGAGUACGUCCACAGGGUCGCUCAUGGCACACUCUGACUCCUGUGACAGAUGAUCAGCUUUUCCUUUUUGGAGGACUAAGUGCAGAAAGUCAACCUCUUAGUGAUGCAUGGAUAUACAAUGUUGGAGCUGCUGAAUGGAGGCAAUUGGAACACUGUCCUAAGAAUAGACCAAGGUUGUGGCAUACAGCCUGCCUGGGAAAGGAGUAUGAAGUGAUGGUGUUUGGUGGGAGCAAGGAUGACUUACUUUCUUAUGAUUCUGGUCACUGUAAUGAUGUGCUGAUCUUUCAAACACAACCCUAUUCACUCUUCAGGAAAACGUAGCACAUAACAAGAGGGAAAGGAAUAGGUGGUGAACAGGCCAGGCUGCAUCAUCUCUCCAUUUUUAAGAGGCAGGCCAUAGAAAUACAAGAGCAGGACUUUGAAAAACAGACAUGAGAUGGGAAUAUAAAAGGCUUGGCUCCAGAUCAAAGUCUGUACCACAUUUAUUUUUACUUUAAUCUUCACCUUAUUUAGUUGUGAACUCGGUGAUGCCAUGCAUUGAUCAGCACAGUCACAAAGGCAAUGGGUGCAUGGCAUCAAUUUGUAAUGACAACAUGUCGCUAACAAUUUUUUCUCUAUGUCUGCAGGUGUAGGAGAAGAAACUGAGUAGUCAGUAACCCAAGUGCAACCAUGCAUUUCUCAGCACACUUAUCACUCAAUCUCAUCCUGGCAAGUGUCAAUACAAUUAUAUCCACCUCAGAAGAUUUAGAAAACAAUUUUGAGGACAGUUCACUGGAUGAAAUGCAAAACAAGUGAGCGGGUGACUGUGACAUGGGAAGCAGCUGGCUGGAGCAUUAACUAGGGCAGAUGUCCUGAUUUGGAUCCCAGCUUUUAAAAGAAGGAUAUUUCUGAGCACGAGAGUAGCUUUUAUCUCUUGGUGACUAAUGUGGAGGAUUAUACACCCCACAAAAGUUGUUAUAUAGAGUCGAAACUACAGUUCGCUUUGGAAUACAUGGAAACUUAUGUGGAUGUACCUUACGUGCAUUUGGUUAGUGAGUGCCAUUUGGUUGACUUUGGGGUCAUCACAGGUGAGCCAGAUUCUAUCUUCGUCCUCACAGAGCUGUCAUUGGAUAACAAAUCAGCACCAUGACUGUUUUUAUUCCUUAGCUUGAGGAAACUGGGGAUCCCCAACAUUUGAGGAUCAGAUCUAUCAAAUCAAAAAAUGCUCUAUGCCACACUAGGUCAUUAAAUGUGCUAUAAUGUCUUUAACCUGAGACCAGAGUCUAGGUGCUAUUUUUCAUGUGAAGAUAAAGAUUAUGUUGGCUGAUGGAUUUUUUUUUCCUCGGUAGGUUGUGCUUAGACUGCAUUGC